This is a messenger RNA of Neodiprion fabricii, 5596 nucleotides long. It is a transcript of the gene drpr, whose product is annotated as protein draper. Gene Ontology annotation, molecular function: scavenger receptor activity; protein binding. The record is from RefSeq and is a predicted model, not a curated record. The transcript is spliced from 18 exons. The coding region runs from base 574 to 3612 and encodes 1012 amino acids. Lineage: Eukaryota; Metazoa; Arthropoda; Insecta; Hymenoptera; Diprionidae. Gene Ontology annotation, cellular component: membrane.
CGCUCGAGAAUUUGUUUCGAUUCAGUGCGGCUAGAUCCUCCUCAGCACAAAGAUUGGUGCGGGAUAUAUCAGCGAUAGUCGAUAAACAGUGAAAAAGUGGAAAUAACCGAAAGUGAGCUUUGUAGUGCAGUGCGUGAGUGUUUUUUGGUGAGCGAUCAGAUCCGCCGAUUGCAUUCUGAGCUACCGCAGUGAGUCGAACGUCACCGAUUUCAAGAUCUAGUGCAAAGCAGGGAAACCGGGAGCCCUUGGAUCGGAUUUACCCCUCAACAAAUAAUGUGAAGGCAAAGUCUGACCCUACAGCUCCGAGUUUUGUCAGGAUGAAGGGUAGCAGUUCUCAGUACACGACGUGAACCCGCGAUGCGUUUAACAAUUUUCUAAAAGAAUGAUUCCCACGAUAAGAUAAUUGAAUAAACAAUGCGAACGGCUGAAAAAGGGUAUCUUACGUUAUUGUCGCACGGAAAAUCUACGACGGAAUCUAAGCAGCACAAAAUUACAUCGAUCCAAGUAUAUUACGACUAAUGAAAUUACGAAUCAUCCACGACCCUCGCAAAUAAGUGAAGAAAAGAAAGUAGAAUGGCCUCCCUCGUUUCACUGGUCGUUGCCACCUUCCUUCUAGCCGUGAUAGACCUCGCCCAACCAACCCUCGAAGGGCCGAACGUCUGUACGCGGCAAGAAUCGUACACAACGACUGUCACGAUAUCGGAAAACAAAGGGUUCAAAGUUCGGGAGUACGGAUGGUGCUUCAGCUUCCCAAAAUUUAGGUGCACCAAGUACAGGGUCAACUUUAAACCCGUGUAUAGGACGCAGACGCUGAUUAAAAAACGGCCGGUCGACGAAUGCUGCAACGGAUACACGAGGAGCAACAAGGAUCGAUGCAUAGCGGUAUGUUCCGAAGAUUGUAUUCACGGCACUUGCGUUGCUCCGGACGAGUGCAAAUGCGAGUCAGGCUAUGGCGGACCCUCCUGCAAUAUUACCUGUCCGACCGGUUACUGGGGUCGGCAUUGUCGGGACGAGUGCACGUGCCGUAAUGGCGGUAGCUGCGACCCUUUUAAUGGAAAAUGCAAGUGCACAAGGGGCUGGAAGGGUGAAAACUGCGAUGAGAAAUGUCCGCCUGAUCGUUACGGACUGGAUUGCGGCGAGGAGUGUCGGUGUCAAAACGGUGGCAGCUGCCAUCACAUUUCCGGCGAGUGUCUCUGCGCCGCGGGGUUCACAGGACCUCUAUGCGACUUUCAAUGCCCAGAAGGUAAACACGGCUAUGAAUGCAAAUCGAACUGCAGUUGCCAAAACGGCGGAUCCUGCAGUCCGACAAAUGGCGAAUGUUUCUGCACGCCAGGAUGGACGGGAUCCGUAUGCGCUAAUCGUUGUCCCGAUGGCCAAUGGGGAAACAAUUGUUCAUCUUCCUGCGAUUGCUACAACGGAGCAUCGUGCCAUCAUAUAACUGGCGAAUGUCAAUGCAAAGCAGGAUUUCUUGGGGAGAAGUGUGUGGAGACCUGCCCUAGCGGCAAAUAUGGCCUUAACUGCACGAGCAACUGCAGCUGCAAAAAUGGGGCGACUUGUUCGGUGAUCGAUGGAUCCUGCAACUGCCAAAACGGGUGGAAAGGCGAGCUGUGCGAGGAGCGAGCUUGUCCUGACAGUUCAUGGGGUCCGGAGUGCAAGAACAGUUGCGCAUGCGAAGAAGAACACACCGAGCUCUGUCAUCCCUGGACCGGAAACUGUGUUUGCCGCGCCGGUUGGGACGGCGAAAUCUGCUCUCACACCUGUCCGAUUUAUACAUUUGGCAAGGGAUGCCAGCAGCAGUGCAAAUGCGAGAACAGCGCCCAGUGUUCACCUUUUGACGGGACUUGCACAUGCGCAGCGGGAUUCAAGGGUAAACGCUGCAACGAACCCUGUCCCGAUGGUACGUUUGGCGAAGAUUGCGCCCAGAAGUGCAAUUGCAAUAACGGAGCCAAUUGUUCGCCAGAAAACGGACGAUGCAACUGCACAGCAGGAUGGAAAGGUAUUCUGUGCGAUCGUCCGUGUCCCGACAAGUUUUACGGUAAGGAUUGCAAGGAGAGUUGCAAAUGCUUGAACAACGCUGCCUGCAAUUCGCAAAACGGCACAUGCACAUGUGCGGCUGGUUUCACCGGGGAUCUGUGCGAGGAAAAAUGUCCCGACGGAAACUUUGGUCACGAUUGUAAGCAGAUCUGCGACUGCGACAAGAAUAACAACUUAGGCUGCGAUCCGGCGACCGGACGAUGCAAGUGCAAACCCGAAUGGAAAGGAAUAAGGUGCGAGACGCAAUGUCCGGCUGGUCAAUUCGGCGACGACUGUCACUCCGAGUGUAACUGCAUGAACAAUAGCUCGUGCGAUCCAGAAACUGGGGCUUGCGUUUGCGCCCGAGGUUGGGAGGGUCCCAAUUGCUCGGAACCUUGCGAGGAGGGCUUUUACGGCGUUGGCUGUAAGGAGAAAUGCCCAGAGAAAUUUAACGGCAACAUGACGUGCGAUCACGUCACUGGACAAUACGUAUGCAGACCUGGCUAUCUUGGACUAACUUGCGAACAUCCUUGCCCUCUGGAUAGAUACGGUCUGAAUUGCGCCAACCAUUGUCACUGCAAGAACGGAGCUGAUUGUCACCAUGUGACUGGUGUCUGCCAAUGUUUGCCGGGCUGGCAAGGCAAUUCUUGUCAAAUUCCCUGCACCGAUGGGAUGUACGGUGUUAAUUGCACCCAGCCUUGCAAGUGUCAGAACGGAGGCGAAUGCAGGAAAAACGAUGGUCAUUGCAGAUGCGCCCCUGGAUGGACCGGAACGCAUUGCACAGAAGUAUGUCCGGAGGGAUAUUACGGUGAUCACUGCAUGGAACCGUGCGAAUGUAAGUCCGAUUCCUUCGUAUGUCACCCGAUAAACGGUUGCACGUGCAAAAAAGGCUUCAAAGGCGAAAACUGCGACGAGUUAAUGCAAGAAAAGAGCGUCCUUCCGAUAGAAGAUUCAGGAUCUGGAAGUGUCGUCGUGGGAAUUGCGAUCGCUCUAAUCUUCAUCGCGAUCAUAUUCACGAUAUGGUUGUACUACAGGCGGCGAGUUGCUAAUUUGAAAACUGAAAUAGCUCAGGUUCAAUACAUCGCCGAACCUGUGACGACGCCAGAUCGCAAUCACUUCGAUAAUCCGGUAUACUCGUAUCGGGAUUCUAGUAGGUCUGACGACGGAACAGCGACGUUGUUGAACAAUGUGCAAAUAAAAAACGACCUAGGUACCAAGAAUAUUAACACAGAACGAGCCAAACUCGGUCCCAUGGUUGCUGGCUAUAAUACAACUAGCGAUGACGAUGGCAGUUGCAAAGAUUCCUUCGGGCGUUUUCAGUACAACGGUCUCGACUCGAAGAACAAGGACGCCGAUCUUGGAAACCCUAAUCUGUAUCACAGCAUCGACGAAUUAGACGCAAAGAAAGCGGCCGAGCACGUCUACGACGAAAUAAAGCAAAACAAGGGUGAAAUGGAGUACGAUCACCUCGACUACACGAGGCCGACGAGUUCAUGGAAGCCACACUAUCAGCGAAUGGCGAACGGAUUCGGAUCCAAAGACGGGAGCGGUCCUAGCAAAUCUCGCGAUCCGGACGUCGAAAGUGGCGAAAAAGAUUAGCUCGAGACGAGAAACUAGCCCUUGGAUAAUGUAAUGGGUUGAAAAUGUACGAGUGUGAUAGCAGAAACUCUCCAGUCGAGGGUUUAAUGCAAAUUAUAAAUAUACACGUAUUAUCGAUGUGAAAUUUAAGAGUAAUAGCCUUGUGCCAAAAUUAUAUGAGAUACGGGCUGAAUCGUGAUACUGGCUAUUGUUAUUAUUAUUAUUAUUAUUAUUAUUGUAUUAUCGGUAUUCGAUGAACGAAAUUUGUUAUGAUCCAAGUAUUUGUAGAUCGAAAUAUCAUGAAAUGUGUUACUUUUUUUCCAUUUGAAAAUUUGUAUAAAUAUAUUGAUAUACCGACUGAUAAAGCGACGGCUUAAAGUUGCUGGUAAGUAUUUUGGAUGACUUCGUUGCAAUUCGAGUGAUUUUUCCUUCUCAUUCUGUCUCCAAAUGUAAUACCCCAUAAAAAUAUUCAAAGAUAGAUCAUAUGGUGGAAACGUGGAUCUUAGAUUAAAAAAGAAAAAUUAGGUAAUUGCGUCAGUGGCUUGAAGUUCGUGUUUUCGAGAACAAAAUAUAACAAUUGAACAUAGUUCGGUGCAAGGUCUUCGAGUUUUCGUAAAACGAGAUUCAAAGACGCGGACGUCGUAAAAUUCUUCGUCUGAUUUUGAAAUUACCACUUACCGGAUAAAGAGAAGAGAAUUGAGAUAAAAAUUAAUUGUAACGGUAACGAUUAAGCGAUAAUUUCCGUAUCUUAACGUAACCUAAGUUUGAUCGUAUAAUCAACGAAACGGUAAAACAUUUUGCGGAAUCCACGGUAUAAUUAUAAUUAUAUCGGCUCCUGUUUAAUGGAACAGAUCCAAUGAAUUAAUCGAAGCCAAAAUAUGUUCUGGAUAUUUACAAAUCAAUUGUUAGCAGUUAAAUACUAAUUAAGGCGAUAAAAGAUUUAUCACAAAUUUUUAUACCUGCUCGGUUGACGGCUUUAAAUUUUGUAUGCUACGAAUUUUUGAAAACUGUGUUCGAGCAUUGAAGCAACGAUGCUACUGCAAAACUGCUGUCAAUAAUUUAUGGACAGAAUUCACGAUUUUUGGUCCAAAAUUUUAUACCUUAGGUCUGCGUAAUGUUCACUUUCGUUCAUCAUUAGAUAUAGCAAUAAGUCGUAUAUUAGUAUCGUGUUAAUAACCUUAAAAUAAAAAGUAUCAAUUUAUCAAUAGAUUAAUCCACUUAUAUUGUAAAUACAAAAUUUCUGCUGACUGCAGAUCGGCGCGGUUUACAAUCGAUCUUUUGAUAUGAAUGAAGUAUGUUUCGAUUAGAGCAAUAAGAGGUGAAUAAUUUAAAUAACAUUUCGCUAUAUUGUUAUUACUGUUGUUGUAUAUAUAAUACAUAUAAUGUAAAUCAUCUACAUACGCUAUAUGUAUACACAAAUUAUAUUUCGUAACGAUAUGUUGGAUAAAUAAUUUACUAUAUUAAUAUUUCCGUUCUCUGAUAAACAAUUAUGUCGGUGAACUCGUCAAGCUUGGCAUACGAUUCAUAUUUUCCAUUCGUUUAUAUACAUACCCGCACAUGUAUUAUUAACUCAUUGCCGCGUUUUUUAUUUGAGAAAAGUAUUUUAAUCCAACAUUUUUUCUUAUCUAUAUAUUUUACAUAAAUAGUUUAUAAAUGUUUAUAUGUAUGCACGUGUGUGAUGUAAAAUUGAUAAAUAUAUUUCUAUUAUCUGCACAUCUGUAUACAGUGCGCGAUAAAAGUAUUCGUACAGUGGCUAAAUUUAAAUAAAAUAAGGAAUAAUUUUUUAAAAAUUGAUUUAUUUAUUCAAAGGUGUGCUGUUUUAUUUCAUGCCUGGAUACUAACGUGAAAAAAUAUAUAGAAUCGGACAUUUUAUCUUCCGUUGCGUGGCUAAUAUGAAGACAAUUCACCGGUAUCAUAAGGACAAAAGUAUUCGUACACUAUAAGUUUACGAUGCAACAUUGUAAACAAACAAGUUCGAAAUGGAUUAUUCACCGGGAACGAUUAU